Molecule: messenger RNA, 3441 nt
Organism: Cloeon dipterum
Lineage: Eukaryota; Metazoa; Arthropoda; Insecta; Ephemeroptera; Baetidae
Exons: 26
Coding region: 51-3194 (1047 amino acids)
Molecular function (GO): odorant binding
Source: RefSeq, a predicted model, not a curated record
GAAACCGAUCGCUGUUUUAACGACAGCUCUUUCGCAGCAUAGAUGUCAAAAUGAGGAUUUUGGUGCAUUUGACGAUCAUAUCAGUGCUAAUAAUUGUGAAUUAUCAGUUCGUUAUAUGCGGCGAAAAAGAUUCUCAAUUAAGGAAACGAUUACUCUCAAAAGAAAACCCGAGGCACUCGAAACGACCUUACAUAAUCAAGUGUUGUGGAGGUGCAAAAUGUUCGGCAUCUUUUAAUCGUAAACCAUCGCGAAAUUCGAGUGAUUUGAAAACGAUCUCCACUCACCCUAAAACUUCCAACACUCAAGGCCGAUUUAAAACAACAACUACUGAAGCCAAAGAUAUCAGCAGUGCUUUGCAGCACACUGAUCAUGAAAAUACGGCAAGCUCUAAAUCUGACUCAACCAUCUUCGAAUCGAAUGCAACCUUCUCUACAUCAGAUAAAAUCCCCUCUGUACCAAAUAAAAAUCCCAUUGAAACAGAAACAAUUUCCUCUAAUCAAGACAUCACGUCCUCUGAGCCGACAAAAUCGGAUUUGACUACCAUCUCGGUUUCUCAAAGUGACACAACUAAAUUAGUUGCGGAAAAUACACCUGCUCAGAUAAUAGCAGAAUCAACCACAGAUCCGCCUUCAAGCACCUCAACAGCUGCAGAAGCGACAGCAACAUUGACCACAGCUGCGACAGCGACAAAUUUGGAAACCUCCACGUCAACCACAACAAAAACCACCUCCUCAACCACCACCACCACCACGACAUCAACAACUACAACAGCUAAACCAAUAAAUUUAGCUUGUGAACUGUCUCGGUGCACAAACUUCACUUUCAUCGCGAACCAGGGCGCAUCACCAGUGAUCAGCGCAAGCACGAGCAAGAUAAUUGUUAGAAACGGAGCGACGUUUCUGUUUUCAUCAGCAGCAGCGAGCCAAGUUGACGCGGCCAAGAGCUGCUUCUCGCGCAAAUUGAAUUUAAUUUCUAUGCAGGACACCAUGAAAAAGAAUCUUCUUCAAAAAUUGCUUACUGAUGUUGGCACCGAUUCUGCCGUCUGGACGAUUGGCUCCAACGAAGGCAACAUGUCGUGCCAAAAUUAUAAUUUGAGUUUCGCCUGGUGCAACCCGAAAAGAGAAAUCAUCCUUCCCGCGAUAAUGCAGAAAAUGAGCAGUUUGGAAAUAGUUCAAAAAGGACUCACGACGUCCAUGCUUAGCGGUGUCGCCGUCUUAAAAACAUCAGAUUCUAAUUCAUUGUUUCCGUUUUUGUGCGAGCCAAAAGAUGAUUUUCAAGACACUUGCCUUCCUCUUAAGUGCAACAAAGACAGCACAUUGUUCGACGCAAAUGGCAAUGUUAAGGGCGGAGAAAAGUUUGGGAAGUGGACGCGUACCUGCGACAAAUUGUACCUUUUCUCUAACAAGCUUGGCACUUGGCAGCAGGGUUGGGACUUCUGUUGCAGUUUGGGCAUGCACCCGAUAUCGUUUAGCUCGGCGUCCGAUUUCGAGUGUUUGAGCAGCACAACUAAAGAAAAGUGGGCGCUAAACUGGAAUUAUUGGACGGCGGGACGCGCAAUGGGCACCUGGGGAAGGUGGGCCUGGUGCCCAGGAGCCGUCAACCUUCCCGACUCUCUUUCGUGGGCUCCGGGGCAACCAGACAAUAAUCAGACCAAUGAGAAUUGCCUACACUUGGAAGUGACGAAAACUUCAAGUGGAAUAAUUUUGUCAGACCGGAACUGCAGCCACAAAUUCGUCAUCGCUUGCCAGGGUGACGCGUUGAUGGCGUCCAACUGCAACAAACCGAAUUGUCCAAAGGAGUGUAUUAAAAAUGCAAUGAAAAUUGUUAGUGCUUCGUCUCUUUCAGAUCUUUUUGUUCACGGCCAGUGGAAUGCCGGUUGUGGAAAGGAUUAUCUGUUUUCGGCUGCAACUUUGGAUUGGUUAGGUGCAUGGAAUUAUUGCUGCUCCAUUGGAAUGAAAUUGGCCUCGAUUGAGGCUCUUGAGGAAUUGAGUUGUCUCACGAACAUGGUUGCGAAAUAUCCCAAAGCAGUCUACCCUGAUCAAUGUGGACGCGAUUUCUGGACGUCUGGCACCAAUCGAGGUUGUCCAGGAGCUCACUUCUGGUGUCCAGAGAAUGAAAAAUUAAACAAGGAAGAAAUAUCCAACUGGAAAAACGGGAAAAUGCCCUCGGAGAGUGCUGAUCAGUGCAUUUUUAUUAAUUUGUCAAAUUCGACUUUGAGUGAGACUUACUUGGGCGCUGCCUCUUGUACCGAGCAAAAACCGUUUCUUUGCGAGGCCUUGCAACCGGGCACAAAAUCCGUGCAAAUCGCGCGCACUUGCUCGGAAAUUUGGAAUGUGACAGAAAAUGAAGUGAAUGAUAUAAUCAUGAAUCCAAGCGGCGACGUCGUCAACCAAAGACGCAAUCUCAAAUGUUAUCUGAGGUGCUGCGGGAAAAAAGGAAACGUGAUAAAAACCGGGUCACUGGUGACGGAUCAAAUUUUGCGCAACUUGGAGGACUUGACGGCUGACGACCCACAGGCCAUGCAGGAUGGCUUUGGAAAUUUUGAUUCCUGCACCUCCAUUCAGUCCACUGACGAAUGCCACACGAUGGCCCAGAUGUUUCAGUGUGGAAAGAAAAAUGAUCCAGACCUGACCUUAGGACUCGUGACUGCUAUCAAGGGAGACGCCACUGUUUCCGCAACUGCUACAGGGGGAAUCAAAACUGGCAAUAGAGUGUGUCCUGUGUAUCCAGCAGCAAGUUGUGUACCAAAUCAAGCAAAUAUUGAUGAACUUAAAACUACGGGAUCGACUUUAGGGGGAAAUGCCAUGAAAUUAUCUACUGGCAAAACAUACUUUAUAAAAAUUAUCGGAGGAAUUACCGACGCUCAAGGAGAAGCAGACUACUGCUGCAAACUUGGCACUCACCUUGCCAUUUUCGAAAGCGUAGCUGAUUUCGAAGCUUUUAUGCUUGACUGGCACGAUACUGCAGGCCUCUGGGUUUACAUUGGACCGACUUUCGACAAUGGAGAUGGCACCGACAGCUGGUGCUCAACCUUCAAGAAGCUGCCAGCAGGAUUGAUCAAAGACAUCAACUUUUAUUAUCGCAACCAGCUGUACGACUCAACUCACAUUUACGUGGCGAAAGCCUUAGGAUUUGCAUUAUAUAUCAAAGGAUACCCGUGCAACGUAGUCUUAUGUGGCCCACUUUCCUACUAGAACAAAUGAGCUAUUUUCGAUCAAAUUAUACCAAUUGUAAAAACACAUUUUAAAAUUUCAUAAUAUAUGCGUGAGACACAUUUCUUAUUUUUAUUAUGAGUUUGGCAAUGGUGUUUUUCUUGCAUAAAAAAUAUUCUAAAUAAAAAUCUGUGUAUAAUUAUUGUUGAUGACACAGAAUUUUCAUUAUAAGUCCAAUAAAUACAAAAAAUAAUUUCGAGACCUAGCAACAAAUAUUGUAUUCUAAUAC